UCGCCCGAUCACUACGCAGGGUAGGUAGGUACUCAACCAAUCACAUAAUUAGGAUUCGGAGGAUCCUGAACUGCUGCCUUACCUUAGGUACCUACCUUAUAAAAGCGGCCUUACCUCCCGUUCUCCAACUUAUGUGUUUUUUCAUCUUAACUCCUCUUUGUUUCUGUUAUAGCCUACCCUUGACAAGUAUAAUACAAGGUACCUUAACCUACAUAUCCAACCCAGAUACUCAAACAUGCCUCUAUUGAACCUCCCCCCGGAGACCUUGUCUCUGAUCUUGGAGUUCCUUGCAGAUGAAGACCUAACGACUCUAAUACUUGCGCAACGUGUGUGUAAGCAUUUCCAAGCAAGUAUUGAACGCAUUGUAUUCCAGUUACCCCUAUGUAAAAAAUGGAACGGACCAGGCCCUAUCGGUAUCUGUCCCCUCCUCCAAGACAAAUUCGGCCAGCUAUUCGUGCACAAAAGGCGAGAAAAGAACAUGGGCAUAGCCAAGAGCUGGGGCACCGACUUAGCAUUCCGUAGCUUACCCUGGGCCGCGGGGCGCGGGAAAGGAGGAGCGGAAGUCAGAGAGGUCGAAAUGCGGGACUCGCCGUACCUCCGGCCCGAGGCGAGCUGGCGCCGCCUCAGCGUAACGUUCGGCGCGGGGCCCGCGGUCAGGUCAGUGGACGUGCUAAAGGCGCUGACUAUGUACGGCGGCACGAGCAUGGAUUACGAACAGCUCGUCAUUCCCCCGCCGCCGCCCCCGCAUGCUUUUUAUUCGCUCAAAAAGUCAGGGGUUGAUGAUGGUACUACUGCUGCUGACGCCAGCAGUAAAGAAGAAGAAGAAGAAGCACAGGAAGACGGCGAAGGAAUCCUGACCAUGGGCCUGCUGUACGACCUUCUCGCGUCGGGCGAGGGCCACAUGGGCUACGUGACGACCGGCUGGCAAUUCCUGCCCGGCACACGGCUUAGGAGCUACGACGACUGGCAAGAGCUGAGCGCGAGGGAGCGGUACCCGGGACGCAAGCGGAUCGCUCAGCUGUUUGUUAGGGAUGAGGAGAGCGCGGGAUUACUUGUUACGGGGCACAGGGGGUGCGUGAUGGGCAUGCCUAGGAGGGAAAAACAGGCCCUCAGUGAGGAGGAGAGGUUGUGGGUGCCGCGUGCUAUUGGCGGCAUCCCCGUUAAGUUGUUGCCGUGGCAGGGGCCGUUUCAGGAGUGAAUGUGGAUGUGAAUAUGAGAGGAGAUGCCCGGUGUAUUUGAAUUCUUAGGGACCGGGAUUUGCUCUGGGUUAUGUAUGUGUUGGAAUCAGGGACGGCAAAGGAAGGUAUUAACAUCUUCUUGAUGGAAAAACCCUGUUACUUUUACUAACUGAUACAUAAGGGUUGGCCUGUGAAGAGAAGAUGGUACGUGUGCGACCAGAUCAGCCUAUCAUAUUCACAAUUCGUAGUUCCCACAGCAUAUAAUACGACCUUUUUUUUUAUUACAUUAAUAAGUGCCACUGAAACUUAGUCACUUUACUGCAAUGCAAAAGAGGUGAUAUCAUCUGCUAGUGAAAGAGAUGGAGCUUGGUAGAGCUUAAGCAUAUAGUCUUGAUUUUCCGGACCCAGAUCCGAGCACUGUAGUUAAUAUAAGCUCCAUCCAAG
Molecule: messenger RNA, 1622 nt
Organism: Daldinia caldariorum
Lineage: Eukaryota; Fungi; Ascomycota; Sordariomycetes; Xylariales; Hypoxylaceae
Exons: 1
Coding region: 236-1198 (320 amino acids)
Molecular function (GO): protein binding
Source: RefSeq, a predicted model, not a curated record